UACAACUGUACAAUUGUACGAUUUUACUAUUUAUUACCUGCAGCUUGAUGUUAAAAGAUAUUCAUCAUCAAGGACAUCAUUCAAACUCUAAAGAUGGAUGUGUCCUCAAAUUGGGAAGUUGACUUAAUCACUCCACUCUGUGCUUUGGACAACCCUCCUUCCCCCCCUGAGCUGAGAGAUAAAGAUAGCUUUCAUGUCUUUAUCAGCUACAGCAGCUGUGAUUCACAAUGGACCCAAAGCCUCAUCACCUGGCUGGAAUCAUCUCAGUGUGGUCUACUGACCUGCUAUCAUGAGAGAGACUUUGUUCCAGGCUGCAGCAUCCUGGACAACAUGACAAACUGCAUUCAGAAAAGUCAGAAAGUGCUCCUUGUCCUCAGUCAGGACUUUGUGAGGAGUCGCUGGUGUCUGCUGGAGGCCAACCUGUCCCUGUUUCGAGACUGUCUGGAGUGCAAGCCUUUGGUUCCAGUGCUACUGGAACCUGACAUCACCAUCCCUAUCUACCUAUGCCACAUAACAUACCUGGACGCCAAAGACCCAGAGUUCCACAGUAAACUGUUAAAAGUACUCUGCACCCCCAAUAACCAGCUGCAAGGUUCCAGUGUGGUGCCUUUCCAGCCACCCUCGGUCUACAAUGGCAAAGCUCUGCCGCCUCUCACAUCUGUGAAUGAGGAGGGCCUUCACAGGUGGGAGGCAGGUGUGUUCAGUGACCAAGGAGUCCCAGAGCAGCUGCGCUUAGUGGUGCAGAAUGAGGAGAGGUACAUUGCAGCUAUCAGGAUGGUUAACAGUGUCUCUCAAACAAAGGUCUGGGUCCGGUCUUUGGGCUUUAGGCUAUUGUUAUAUUUUCUUGGAAUAGCAUUUAUUUUAUGUUUAAGCUUCCCAAUAACUAUUUGUAUUGGAAAAUAUGGUCCAUCAGCAGCAAUUUACAUUUCCGCUCAAUUGGCUUUUAUCUAUAGACUAUGUUUUUUGCACAUAGACAAUGAUAAGUAUUUAACGCAUGAAAUGCAGAAGUGCACUGGCAAAGCUAAUGUUUCUCUUUCUGAUGAGAAGAUUCUAAUAGGCUGUCAGUCACGAACCAAACUGUACUUCGUGUAUGUAUCUUUGGAUGGAUGCAAGCUCAUGUUCAAUGAGACUUACCAGUCAGCCCUUGCUGAGGAGAUGUUCCAAAGGGCCUUGCUCCACUUCUCUUCAGGAUAUGCCUGCUGUUUAGCCAAAAUGCACUUCCCGUUCGACAUUUCCAGCUCAAAUGGCCACUUGGAAGGUGGCGUGUGCUUCUGUCAGUAUGUCUCUCAACAGCUGAAGAACGACAGGUGGUCAUAGGAUUCCAACUACGCUUAAAGGAAUUCUGUGACAUGCUCUUGCAAGACCUGUGGAUGUCAGACCAAAUGGCUGCUUUGAUGCAUUGCACUGUUAAUAUAAUAUAUUUCUAGCUUGAUUGAUUCAGCCCUUGCUUUGCUGCACACACUAGGGUUGUGAUACAGGCCCAUCAAGAAGUCAUGCGAAAUUGACCUCACCUCACUGAACUAGAAAUGGAUGCAAAACACUUUUCCAGCUGGGAAAAAGGCUGAGUGAAAAUCCUCAGUAAGUGGCACACAAUGGAGCUAAAUGGACAAAGGAUUUAUCUAAUCAUGUCUCUGGUGUUUCUCUUUCCAGAAAAUACAAAGCUCAUUAAAAUUAUUUAGAAAGGGAGCAAAGGGAUUCAGUGAUGGAAGGUAUAUAUAUAUAUAUAUAUGUAAGCAGGUUCGGUCGACCAACGUGAGACAAUAAAGAGUCAAGUGUCAAAAAUGUUUACAAUUUAUUUGAAACCAAGCUCAUGGGAGAAGGAAGGAGGAGUCAGAGGUUGCC
Molecule: messenger RNA, 1842 nt
Organism: Alosa alosa (allis shad)
Lineage: Eukaryota; Metazoa; Chordata; Actinopteri; Clupeiformes; Clupeidae
Exons: 2
Coding region: 94-1317 (407 amino acids)
Biological process (GO): immune response; inflammatory response; toll-like receptor signaling pathway
Cellular component (GO): membrane
Molecular function (GO): transmembrane signaling receptor activity
Source: RefSeq, a predicted model, not a curated record